AUGUUGACAUUGUUACCUCCAGAAGUUCUUGAACAUAUUUGUGAAAAGCUAAACGGUCGCGAUCUCAAACACCUCUCACUUACAUCAAGAUGGCUCCAUCAAACUACCUUCCGCCAACUCUGGCGUUCCAUCACGAUCAUUCCACAUUCUUCACGUGACCGUCACUGCAUCACACCUUCAGGUCCUCCACAGCAAUGCCUACAGCCAACAAGAGAACUGCGUUUUGAUGUCGGCGUUGAAGCAGACCCGAUGCAUUGCGUUCAUGCGUACGACUGUCUAGGAUACAUGGGGAACUGGCUCGAGAAAGACCCGCGACUGCAUGAUACCUGGGAAGGAAGGAGUGAUAGUUUUGGGUAUGAACGUGGUAGACUUGUGCGUGUCAAGUAUGAGUGUCUUGCGCAGAGGACUAUGGCGAUGCUGAGGCGUUUCGAAGACGGCCAACUGGAAACAUUUGUCUGGAACUAUACCUCUUGCAUCCCGUCAGAGGUUCUCGAAUACUUGGCCCUCAAGCACCCAUCCAUCCAAGGUCUCAGCCUUACAACAGACCCCUUCUGCAGCAGAUUCAAUCGCUGGAGCCGAACAACAGACUUGAACCUCUCUGGGUUUCACAACGUUCGAUGGUUUAGCUGGAGGGCUCCAAUGGGAUGUCACUUCAAUAAUAUCGCUAACGUAGUGAAGACGAAUGCUAAUCAUUUGGAAGAACUGGAGGUCGACUUGCAGUGCUGGUCUCGGCAGUGGGAGGAUAGAGAGACAAGAGUCAUCAGACACAAAGGUGAUUCGGAAGAGUGGGAUAAAGUACCUGCGAGUACUAUGCUGGCUCGCGACAUGUUUGGUCUCGGUUCCGAAGAAUCCACGAACACUUGUUUUCCCAAGAUGCGGAGCUUGAAACUCACAAGAGUACUAUUGAAAGACGAGACUAUGAACAAGACGGUUACUGCAAUAUCCAUCAAUCUCGCGGGACUCACCACGUUGGCACUGAGAAUGUGUCCAUAUUGGGCAUUGCUCCUCAAGGACAUGGUACAAUCUACGACACCGAUCAAAGUAAAGUCAUUCGAGAUUCUUGACUUUUACUUACAGACACCAAAUGUGACUGCUGUCAGCAAGACAACCGCGAUUACAGACUUUCUUGAGUCUUUCGACGGACUGGAAGAAUUAUACAUCAGUCAUUGCGGUCCAACACCCGUUCUUGAGUUCUGGGAUCACUUGUCAAGACAUGCUUCGACGUUGAAAGCAUUUGUGCAUCAUCAGAGAAUCACGGAUCAGGACGAUGAACUCUUGCUUUCACGAAAAGGAAGGGAUUUAUUGGAUCCUGCUAUAUCUGAGUAUGACCUUGAACGUAUUCGACAAGAUCCGACACAAAAUCCUCUUUCGAGGUUGAAUCUGGAGUUCAUUGGGUUGACGUGUGCGCCUGAGUACCUGAAAGAUAUACUACUUCCAUUCAUCUCGAAGCAUUCACUCAAGGUCCUUCAUAUUCGUAACACAGGAGCAAAUGCAGGCACAAGCCCUUCGUGUGUUUUUGACAAAGCCUUGGAAUCGAAAAUCACCGAUGCUGAACAAAGCGGUGCAUCCGUCAGCGAUGUAAUGAAAGACAAUGGCAUACAAGGGGAGAUUAACAUUGGUGUCGGAGAAAGAAGGGAGUGGAAAACAGCGCCGUUGAAGAAGUCUUUCCGAGUCUUUGCAGACUGGGUCUUUGGUCCAGAAGGAAUCAAGUCUUUGGAGUAUAUUGUUGCAGGUGAUCUUUCACACGGAAGUAGAUACUCUGAUAGCAAUGCACUGAUAUGUAGAUCUACUGAAGGGUGGAGAUACCGCGUUAUAAGCCAGAAUACUGGUGGAGAGGAAUGGGUUGACGUGAAGAGUAGGUUUGGAAAAGCCCUCGAAGUAUGUCCCGUGGAGAACAUUGUUCCUGAGUAUAAUUAG
Molecule: messenger RNA, 1917 nt
Organism: Fusarium poae
Lineage: Eukaryota; Fungi; Ascomycota; Sordariomycetes; Hypocreales; Nectriaceae
Exons: 4
Coding region: 1-1917 (638 amino acids)
Molecular function (GO): protein binding
Source: RefSeq, a predicted model, not a curated record